GUGGUUUUGAUUUGCAUUUCUCUAAUGACUAAUGCCCAAAAUGGAGUUAAUCCUGACUGGGAGAAGAAAGUAAUUGAAUAUUUUAAGGAAAAGCUGAAGGAAAAUAAUGCUCCGAAAUGGGUACCAUCACUGAAUGAAGUUCCCCUUCAUUAUUUGAAACCUAACAGUUUUGUGAAGUUUCGCUGCAUGAUUCAGGAUAUGUUUGACCCUGAGUUUUACAUGGGAGUUUAUGAAACGGUUAACCGAAACACAAAAGCACGUGUCCUUCAUUUUGGAAAAUACAGAGAUGUAGCAGAGUGUGGGCCUCAACAAGAAGUUGAUUUAAACUCUCCACGAACUACCACAUUGGAAAGACAGACUUUCUAUUGUGUUCCAGUGCCUGGGGAAUCUACGUGGGUAAAAGAAGCCUACGUGAAUGCAAACCAAGCUCGAGUCAGUCCUUCGACGUCGUACACCCCCAGUCGUCACAAGAGGAGUUACGAAGAUGAUGAAGACAUGGACCUACAGCCCAGCAAACAGAAAGACCAGCCUUCGGGUGCCAGACAAGCAGGGAGUGUCGGCGGUCUUCAGUGGUGUGGAGAGCCGAAGCGGCUAGAAACCGAAGCUUCUACUGGGCCACAACUGAGCUUCUCGAACUUCUCUUCUCCGUUUGACCUGAAUUUUCCGCUGCCAGGGGAGAAGGGCCCUGCAUGCCUUGUGAAGGUCUAUGAAGACUGGGAUUGUUUCAAAGUCAACGAUGUUCUUGAGUUAUAUGGCAUUCUGUCUGUGGAUCCCGUGCUCAGUGUACUGAACAGUGACGAGAGGGACGCCUCCUCGCUCCUGGACCCAAUGGAGUGCACAGACGCGGCCGAAGAGCAGCGAGUGCACAGCCCUCCGGCCUCGCUGGUGCCCAGAAUCCACGUGGUUCUAGCCCAGAAGUUGCAGCACAUCAAUCCUUUACUGCCUGCUUGCCUUAACAAGGAGGAGAGCAAAACCUUCGUUUCAGGCUUCAUGUCCGAGCUGUCUCCCGUCCGGGCCGAGCUGCUGGGUUUCCUCACGCACGCCCUCCUGGGAGACAGCCUGGCCGCCGAGUACCUUAUCUUACAUCUCAUCUCCACGGUGUAUACAAGAAGAGAUGUUCUUCCACUGGGAAAAUUCACAGUUAACUUGAGUGGCUGCCCGCGGAAUGGUAGCUUCACAGAACACUUGUACCGAAUUAUUCAGCAUCUUGUUCCAGCAUCUUUCCGCCUGCAGAUGACCAUCGAGAACAUGAACCGCCUGCGCUUCACCCCCCACAAGGACUACGCGGCCAACCGCCUGGUCAGCGGGCUCCUCCAGCUCCCCAGCAACACCUCCCUCGUGAUUGAUGAGACUCUUCUGGAACAGGGGCAGCUGGACACUCCAGGUGUUCAUAAUGUGACUGCCCUGAGCAACCUAAUAACUUGGCAGAAAGUGGAUUAUGACUUCAGUUACCACCACAUGGAGUUCCCCUGCAACAUUAACGUCUUCAUCACUUCAGAGGGGAGGUCACUCCUCCCGGCAGACUGCCAGGUCCACCUGCAGCCGCAGCUCGCGCCGCCCAACAUGGAGGAGUACACCGAGAGCCUGCUGGCCGCCGUGCUCCCGCCCCUGCUCGACAAGUUCCGCGUCUACCUCACCCUCCUGCGCUUCCUGGACUACAGCAUCUCUGACGAGAUAACCAAGGCAGUUGAAGACGACUUUGUGGAAAUGCGCAAGAACGACCCUCAGAGCAUCACGGCGGACGACCUCCACCAGUUGCUCAUCGUCGCUCGGUUUCUGUCUCUCAGUGCCGGUCAGACAACACUGUCAAGGGAGCGCUGGCUCAGAGCCAAGCAGCUCGAGUCUUUAAGAAGAACCAGGCUUCAGCAGCAGAAAUGUGUGAAUGGAAACGAACUUUGAAGAUCGGACACUUAGAGCAGUGGGCAGACUGUAGCCACCUUACUGUAAAAUUCAAAUGCCAUUUAUACCACAUUGUUUUGUAGAUAAUUUGUAUCAAAAACCAAUGACUUUUCCUGAAAUCAAGCCUGGUGACAUCUGAAGUUUAUAUAAUAUUCAGUGAGGGCUUUUACCUCACUGAUUUUAUGGAGCUUUUGAUUGUUUUAUAAUUAUAUAAAUUAGUAACGAUGUACAAAAAUGUAUUUGAUAUUAAAAGUUUAAUAUUGAUAAUGUUCCUGAUAUACCGUUUCCUUAGUUCCAGCUAAGUCAUAGGCCAGACUCUGUUGAAAUGCUAACGUCAACUUCGUUUGGAGAGAAUUGUUGGAAUUCCAAAGUCAGGACUUGUUCGCUUCAGAUUUUUACGGCUGAGUAGUGGUGGGUCUGAGCGGCGCUUGUGGUCCAGGUGUGGUGAAUGGGUGUCCUUGCCAUUAAUUCACACGACCUGUGAGACUGUCCUUUCCCAGACAUUUGGCCACGUAUUUUUUUUUCCAUUUAACAGUUGUUAAUAACCUACAACAUUAGUCUUUACACAUGGCAGUGGUUCCCAGACUUUUGGAUUUCAUGGACCAGUAAUAUGUCCAGAAUUGGGAGACUGACAGGGUUGCCAGUGUGUUUGGCCAACUAAGCUGAAAGAAACCACUGAAUUACCUUUUUUUCCCCUAAAAGGACAGUCUCAGAAGGAGAGAGUCCUUGAAAUGGAAUAAACAGAGCUUUUUGGGGGAAAAAAAAAACACUACGUUGUCCUUAUUUUUCUCAUUUCACCCCAGCGCAGUUGGGAACCACUGUUUCAUGGGGUUUCUUUAGGGGAAUGCUGCCCUGUGAUCAGAUGUUGCCCAGAUAUGAAGGGAGCAAACAGCUUUUUUUAAAAAAAAAAUGCCUUCUGUAAAAAAAUAAAGUUUUAAAUUGUUUUCCUAACGGUCAUUUAGUUGCUUUGAUGACUGCAUUGGCUUUUGAACUUUUAUGUCAGUUUCUCUGUUAGUUCCAGACGGGUUAGCUCAACCGACAUGAUCUGCUAGUCCAGGAAUACCCGCCGUAGGUAAGUUUGUCCCAGACCAAUUACAGUUUUCACCGGAGAGAUUUUAAAGUAACACUAUCCGUUACCCAUAGUUAGAAAGCAGUUCAGUAAAGUAUGAAAUCGUGGUAUCAAAAAUGUUUGGCAAGUUUAGACCAUUACUUUCGUUACGCUGUCAGUGGGAAUGCAUACAGACGGUUUUCUGAGCCAGUCACUUACGUGGUAGGAAACGAGAGAUCCAUGAAGUCUGCCCCCCCCGCCCCCCCAGACUGACACAGCGCAACAGGGUCUGCCCUGAAAACCAAGGAAUUCAUUAUGCCUACCAAACUGAAGUGAAAUUACUAGUUGUUACUUUUCCUAAAUGCACAUCUAUUUUUAUAAACUAAUGUAAAUAAUCUGUUUAUAUUUAGAGUUCUAACUGGUUUUCAUUUUUAUAACUGGUAGUCUAGACUCCCUUAAACUUUUAGAAAUAAGAUGAAGACAACUGGAUUUAUGAGAAUGAAAAUCAAGAGCAUAGAUUAGUUACCGUGUGAUUAUUGUGCCAACGUGAACUGUAAUUUACCAAAGAGAAGUACGUGAUUUGCUUGAUCUUGCAGCAAAGUUCCCCUGAAAGGAAAACCCUCUUUUGAAUAAAUAAAACUUCCCAAAGGACUA
Molecule: messenger RNA, 3601 nt
Organism: Suricata suricatta (meerkat)
Lineage: Eukaryota; Metazoa; Chordata; Mammalia; Carnivora; Herpestidae
Gene: MCMBP
Product: minichromosome maintenance complex binding protein
Exons: 16
Coding region: 25-1899 (624 amino acids)
Biological process (GO): DNA-templated DNA replication
Molecular function (GO): chromatin binding
Source: RefSeq, a predicted model, not a curated record